UUUACCUAAGUAAAGAAGAAGAUCAUUAGAAACUCAAAAAUCUUCAUAAUUUCAACCAAAUUUAAGAAAACAAUGCAAUGUUCUAAAGAAAAAAUUGCAAGGCUAUUCUAUAAUGUCUCAAGUUCAUUUCAACUUUUCCUCAUUUUCUCCUACUUCACUUCUAUUUUACUUAGCAAACUCUUCUACUUUCUUGGCGGAAAUCUAUUUUUCUGGAGGAAUCGAGUUAAUGGAUAUGAAUUUGCUGAGUUUUCAGACGAAGAAAAUGAAUAUAAUUAUCAUAACAAAGCUGAAACAGGGGAGGAAAAACAUUUUCUAGCACACACAUUUGGCGAAAGUGAAAAAGUUGAAUAUAACUUAAAUAGCAGAGUGGCUGAUGAAGGAGAUUCUGUUUAUGCAUCACUAGCUUCAGAAUCUGUUCAUAGUGAUGAUGAUAACGAUGUUGAAGAGAAGAAUCUCAAAUCGAAUACUAACAAAUGUGAUUUGAACAUGAUGGAUAAUGACAUUAAUCAUGGGAAAUUUUAUACAAAAGUCACGAAGGAUAAGAAAGUAAAGAAGAGUAGAAAGUUUUGUAGAGAGGAUAAUUUCUUGGUUUAUGCACCAGCUAAGUUAGAGAGCAAGAAACUCGAAUUUCGAAAAAAGGAGGAUAAUAAUAUUGAUAAAAUAUUUGGAGAUUCUUAUAGUGUUGGGUCCAUUUCUAAGAGUUCUUCUGAAUGGAGAAGCUCCAUUAAAGAUUCGGGUUCAGGAGAAGAAGAUCCGUUUUCUUCUUCUUCAAGAAGAAGUUGCCCCAAAUGGGAAUCUUAUACCGUCUUCCAAAAAUAUGAUGAAGAAAUGCUGUUUUUAGAUAAAAUCAGUGUACAAAAACUCCAUGAAACAGAAUCACUAAGAUCCAUUCAAUCAUGUCCAAGAUCAAUAUCAGACAGGGUUGUUCAUAAAUUGGCGAUGAAAAACAGGAAAUCAUCGGAGUUUCGACACAAUCCAUAUCACGAAUUGGAGGCUGCUUAUGUAGCACAGGUAUGCUUAGCAUGGGAAGCGCUGAGCUGGAAUUACAAAUACUUCAAAAGCCUAAGAGCUUCGCGUCUUGAAGAAGAUCCAGGUUGUCCUGCUUAUGUAGCUCAACAUUUUCAACAGUUUCAAGUGCUUUUACAAAGAUACAUUGAGAAUGAGCCAUAUGAACAUGGUAAGAGACCUGAGGUUUAUGCUAGGAUGAGAAGUUUAGCUCCAAAGUUGCUUCAAGUUCCUGAAUAUAGAGAUUCAGAUGAGGAAAAAGGACAAGAAGAAUUAUGGUCGAGAAUAUCAUCAGAUUCAUUUCUUGGGAUAAUGGAAGAAGCAAUCAGAACAUUUAUGAAAUUCCUCAAAGCAGACAAAGAGAAUCCUUGUCAAUUACUAAUGACAGCUUUCUUUAGGAGAAACAAAAAAGCCUCUACUGACCCUACCCUUCUCCUCUUACUCAAGAAAGUCAACAAAAAGAAAAAGACUAGGGUGAAGGAUAUUGGUAGGUCAGGAAAAUGCAGCUUGGGAAAAAGGAGAUUAAAAGAAGAAGAAGAAAUGGAUAUAUUGAUGGGAUUAAUAGAUUUAAAAGUGGUAUCAAGAGUAUUAAGAAUGAGUGAAGUGAAUGAUGAACAAUUGCAUUGGUGUGAAGACAAAAUGAGCAAAGUCAGAGUUUCUGAUGGCAAAUUACAUAGAGAUGCUUCACCACUUUUUUUCCCAGCACACAUUAGUUGAAUGAUUUUAAGUUUUUUUUU
This is a messenger RNA of Solanum verrucosum, 1742 nucleotides long. RefSeq lists its product as uncharacterized. The transcript has 7 exons. NCBI's taxonomy places the organism in Eukaryota, Viridiplantae, Streptophyta, Magnoliopsida, Solanales, Solanaceae. The record is from RefSeq and is a predicted model, not a curated record. Bases 73 to 1722 code for a protein of 549 amino acids.